Molecule: messenger RNA, 1629 nt
Organism: Akanthomyces muscarius
Lineage: Eukaryota; Fungi; Ascomycota; Sordariomycetes; Hypocreales; Cordycipitaceae
Exons: 1
Coding region: 1-1629 (542 amino acids)
Molecular function (GO): flavin adenine dinucleotide binding; N,N-dimethylaniline monooxygenase activity; NADP binding
Source: RefSeq, a predicted model, not a curated record
AUGGCCAUCUCUAGCACGACUUCCCUGCCGGAGCAGGACGUCAUCAUCGUCGGGGCAGGCUUUGGUGGUUGCUAUGCGUUGCACUCCUUGCGCGAACAAGGCUACUCGGCCAAGAUUCUGGAUGCAUGCGCCGACUUUGGUGGUGUCUGGCACAUCAACAGGUAUCCCGGCGCGCGCGUGGACUCGGAGACGCCCACCUACCAGUUUUCCACUCCCGCCGUUCGUGACGAGUUUGACUUUUCCGAAAAGUAUCCGUCGAGCACGGAGAUGCGCCGGUACUUCUUGCACAUGGCGGACAAGCUCGACUUGCGCAAGGACACCCUCUUCAACCAGCAGGUGAUUGACACCAGAUAUGACGACGAGAAGAAGAAGUGGGUGUUUAAGACGGAGCAGGGCCUGGCGGUGCAGUCGCGCUUCGCCGUCUUCGCGACGGGCUCCAGCAACAAGGCCUUCAUACCCGAGUUCAAGAACAAGGCGGCCUUCAAGGGCCAAAUCAUCCACCCCAAGGCAUGGCCCGACAACGCCGACUUUACCGGCAAAAGGGUCGGCAUCAUCGGGCAAGGCGCCUCCGGCAUCCAGAUCGUGCAGGAGCUGGCCAAGACGGACUGCGAGCUGACCGUCUUUGUGCGCACGCCGCCGCACUGCCUGCCCAUGGGCCAGCGCCGCAUCCCUGUCGAGGACUCGGAGCGUGAAAAGAGCUACCUCGACAGCGUCUUCCAGUACGCCAAGUACAGCAGCGCGACCGGCUACCAUUGCAACGCCGGGCCUGGCCCGCUCUACAAGGACCACACUCCCGAGCAGAGGCGCGCGCUGUGGGAGACGCUCUGGCAGCGCAAGGGCUUCCUUUUCCUGUCCGGCCUCAACUACGCCGACAUGCCUAGCAACGAAGAGGCCAACAGGGCCGCUUUCCGCUUCCUGGCCGAGAAGAACCGCGCGCGCAUGACAGACCAGGCCAAAAUGGACAUCAUCGCCCCGCUGGACCUCGACGUCUUCCUCUACACGCUGCGCCCGACCCUCGAGCAGGACUACUACGAGAUGAUGGACCGCCCAAACGUGCGGCUCGUCAGCCUCAAGUCCUCGCCCAUCGCCAAGUUUGCCGAGACUGGCAUCGUCACCGACGAUGGCAACCAGCAGACGCUGCACGAGCUCGACGUCAUCGUCUCCGCGACCGGCUACGACGCCGUGACGGGCGCGCUGCACGACAUGAACAUCCGCGACCGGCACGGCAUGCUGCUGCAGGACAAGUGGCGCGACGGCAUCUUCUCCUACCUGGGCAUGCUGGUGCCCGGCAUGCCCAACGCCUUUGUCCUGUACGGCCCGCAGGCGCCGACGUCGCUGGCCAACGGCCCGCCGUUUCUCGAGCUGCAGGCCGAGUUCCUGGUGCGGCUGCUCGCGCGCGCCGCGGCGGACGGCAGGGCGGAGAUUGAGACGACGGACGCGGCGGCACAGGACUGGCGCGUGCGCACGCGCGAGGUCUGGGAGAGGCUGCUCGCGCGGCACUGCCAGAGCUGGUGGGUGGGCGCCAACGUCCCCGGCAAGACGCGCGAGCCGCAGAUAUGGUUCGGCGGCCUGGAGGCGUGGCGGCGCGCCUGCGACGAUGCGCUGAAGGACUGGGCAAACUUUGUGUAG